GAACACCGGUGGACACUGCGGAGAACUCACCGAACCGAGGAGAGCAAGUUCUGCCCAUCACAGAGAAUCACAGAGAAGACAACUGGACUUUAUGCAAGGUAUACGAUUGUGGACUGUUCUUUUUUCUUAUUUUGCGCUUGUUACGCAACAGAGCUCACGGACCUUUUGAAAUUGGUCGUUUUCAUUCCCAUCCUUGUCUUUGGAAAACAAACAACAGUUUGCGAAUUUAAAGCAAAGAAAAAAAAAAAAAAAAGAAAAAAAAAAUCUUACUUUGAUAUGGAGGUGAUGUACAGGCAAGAUGAAUUCUGACACAGACCAGGCCGUGGACUUGCUGAAUAAUGGUUCCGCGGGACUCCAUGCAGAACUGCUUUCGCAAGUGCCAUCCAACAUCUCCAACUCGACCAGAGCAGGAAACGGGACCGAAGUGAGCUCUUUCAGCCUUGCUCGUGCAGUGCCACUGGGCAUGGUUUUGGGCGCUUUCAUUGUGUUUGCAAUCGUGGGCAACAUUCUCGUCAUUCUCUCUGUUGUGUGCAACAGGCACCUGCGCAUCCCAACCAACUACUUCAUUAUUAAUUUAGCCAUGGCAGACCUGUUGCUGGGCACAACCGUCCUGCCAGUGUCCGCCACACUAGAAAUUCUCAACUACUGGGUUUUCGGGAGGAUUUUCUGCGACAUCUGGGCUGCGGUGGAUGUCCUCUGUUGCACUGCGUCCAUCAUGAGCUUGUGCGUCAUUUCCAUUGACCGCUACAUUGGGGUGCGUUACCCUUUGCAGUACCCGAGUAUUGUGACAGAGAAACGGGCGCUCUUGGCCAUGCUGGGCGUUUGGGUUCUUGCCAUUGUCAUAUCCAUAGGACCAUUACUCGGGUGGAAAGAGCCGCCUUCAGAGGAUGACACCGUGUGCCUCAUCACAGAGGAGCCGUUUUACGCUCUCUUUUCCUCACUGGGCUCCUUCUAUAUCCCGUUGGCGGUCAUUCUGGCCAUGUACUGCCGCGUGUAUGUGGUUGCUAAGAGAACCACCAGAAAUCUCGAGGCUGGAGUGAUGAAAGAGCGCAUGGACUCCAGUGAACUGACUCUCCGGAUUCAUUAUAAAGGCUCUUCUCAUACGCAGGAGGACUGCAAAGGCCACACGAGGAGCUCUCUGACUGUGAAACUACUGAAGUUUUCCAGAGAAAAGAAAGCGGCCAAAACUCUUGGGGUUGUUGUCGGCAUGUUCAUCCUGUGCUGGUUACCGUUUUUCCUCGCUCUACCCAUUGGGUCCUUUAAUGCCAGUUUACGUCCUCCUGAGACAUUCUUCAAAGUGAUCUUCUGGCUGGGCUAUUUCAACAGCUGCCUGAACCCCAUUAUUUACCCCUGCUACAGCCGUGAGUUCAAGCAGGCCUUCAUUCGCAUCUUGCGGUGCCAGUGUCAGCAGAGGAAAAAACAAGGGUGGAGCAUGCACAACUAUCGCGCACAAAACAGCUCUGCAAACCAUUCCUAUGCAGACACCAACUCCAUUUGCAUGAAUGGCAGUCAGCAGACCCUGGCCUCAAUGCAGCCCAGCCCAAAGUUCUUAAGCAGAGGUGUAGACUCUUGUCCAGCAUCACGCCUUCUUCCAGGCUGGAGCCCCUGUACCUCCUCUUCCUCCUUAUCUGGGAGCCCCUUCCCUGGUAUUAUUAAGGCCAGGUCUGAAGCGAUGAGCCAGAGUCCCUGCAAACCCAGCAGGAUGGGAUUGCUGUUACCUAGUGGGCCCCAUGCCAAAGGACCUCAGCAUGCCAAUGGACAGAAUGGGAAGGGAGAGGCAGAGCAUGGGACAAAAUCCAGGCCCACACCUGAGACUACAAUGUAGUCAACCUUGACUUUCAUGCCAGUGAUUUCUCUAUUUUUAAUUCUUUCUGGAUAGAUCUGAUUGAUUAUUGUGGAUAUAAACUACAAAGGGGGGCGUCUUAUGAAUGUGUGCAUUGUGAUUUUGAGAGUUGUUGUAGCUAUUGAUAUUAAACAGAUGUGGUGGAAAUCUCAACUCUUUCAAACCCUCUAUGUGUAUUAUGUGUACAUAAUGUUGUACAUUUGUACAUUAUGAAGAGUGUAAAGUUUAUAAGUGUUUGCUGGCUGGGUGCACAGAUACUGUAGUAAUCUUUGCAUGAAUAAAGGGAUGAGCUCUGAACCUGCACAUAUUCUGCACAGCUGUGAGCAUCAAUUAAAAAAUGUGCUCACUGGUCUGUUAACUUCCUUUUAAUUAUUUCCAUUUUUGAUCUUCAUGUUAUCUUUGCUAAUUCUUAAUGUCGGGCCAGUUUUAUAAUAAUGCUUAUUGGGCUGGAAGAUUCUACAGUUAGAUUCACAGUUAGAGAUAAAUCCAUGAUGCCUUGUGAUCUGAGGUUCAGUAGGUGAGGGCGCUCCCCUGUUUGUUGUCUAAACAGAUUUAGCUUUUCUGGGUCAUUACAACACAUUUUAUAAACAAAUGAACGGAUGGCAUGUGAAGCUAAUAUAUAAUAACAGAAUUCAAAACACAAAUCAACUUGUAUUAAACACACUGUGCAUACUCUGAAAAUCUGAUCAUUGGUUCUUUGUUAAACAUCUAAUACCAGCCAUUCAGUGGAUUUAGAAGGAAAAUAUUUUUACAACAACAUUUCAUUAAAUCUUAAUUGUCUAUUAAUUUCAGAAGGAAUAUUCUGGGUAUAAUACAAGUUUAGCUCAAUUGACAUUUGUGGCAUAAUGUUGAUUACCACAAAAAAUAAUUUUGACUCGACCCAGAAGCAAAAAUCAUAAACCCAAAAAGACUGUAAAAAUUGUGGUAUAAACAACUUUACAGCUUAAAUAAUACAUGAGUUUUAACAGAAGAAUUAAUGUAAGUGCUUUUAUCAAAUUAAAAGCUUCACAUUUCUGUGUUUAAACCAUAAAAAAUUGACCCCGUUCACUUCCACUGUAAGUGCCUCACUGUAACCUCCAUUUUUGCUUUUUUUAAAGAAAAGAACGGACAAGUCAAAAGUAAUUUUUGUGGUAAUCGGCAUUAUGCAAAAAAUGCUGUUGAUUGAGCUUAACUUGUAUUGAACCUCGAAUAUCCCUUUAAGGGGAAACAUCAGUGGUAUUAGAAAAAAAGAGUGUGUUUUUGUGAGAACAUGAUCAUUUCUCCUAAGAUUUGUUUUUCUCCUUAACCCUUGAACAUUUUAUUUACUAUGUUGACCAUUUAUAAUGUUUCCCUAUAUUUAGAGACUUAUUGUGUGUUAAAUUGUGUGCUUUAGAACAUAAAGACUUACUUCCAUUGCAUUUCCAGUGCAUAUGCACUGCUGCUUGUUCAGUUUCCUUAAUUAAAAUGAACUAAAUGAACACUACUCUAGAACAUUUUGUCACAACUUGAAUUUAUUGUUUUCUAUCCAUUUCAAUUUGUAAAAUGUAAGUUUACUUAAUUUAUUUAAGUUGCGACUAAAUGAAUAUUUUUGAGGUGUUAUUGUGUCAUUGCUGAAACUGGGCAGGGGAUUUCCAUUUGGGGUGAACAUUUUUUAUUUAUUUUUUUAAUUAGGUGUUAUGCAUUUUUUUAGCAAGAUGAGAAUAUGAAGAGAUUUGUUUAUGUUUAAUAUUCUGUUAUAUUGGUAUUUAAAAAGAGGGUCUGUUAUGCUGGAGUUUUGGGGGUUACCGUUUUGGUGAAGAAUGGCACUUGUGCUUCAGUUGAGGAUGGACUUUCACUUUCAAGGGGAUCUUGAUUUAAGAGCUGCUUAGCUCUAUGAGCAAUUACUGUUAAAUUGACAGUGCAACAGUUUCACUGUUCUUUAACUUGCUCACCUGGCAUAUACUGAUGAUUAUUCAAAUAAAUAAAUUAACUGAAUAAAACCUUAGUAUAUUGAGUUUGAAUGAAAUUGAGUUAAAACUACUAUAGUACAUUGAUUUGACUUAAUCCAACUUAAUUAUGUUGGCUCAAAAACUGUCUUAAUCUGAAUGAAAGACAUUAAAUUGCUAGUAAAAACAUUCUAAAAUUCAAUUAAGUAAGAGUAAUGACUUCAUUUUCCGAAUGUACUGUUGGUCUAAAGAAGAAAUAAAUGUAAUUUGUGAAGGCCCAUGAUUGUGCUUUAUUAGACCUCAAAACCAAGUCUUUUUUAAGUGUUCACCCGACAUAAAACAUUUAAAGCUGAUACCUUAAGCAAAAUACUAAAUACAUUCA
This is a messenger RNA of Myxocyprinus asiaticus (Chinese sucker), 4129 nucleotides long. Its product is annotated as alpha-1A adrenergic receptor-like. NCBI's taxonomy places the organism in Eukaryota, Metazoa, Chordata, Actinopteri, Cypriniformes, Catostomidae. Bases 299 to 1825 code for a protein of 508 amino acids. Gene Ontology annotation, cellular component: membrane. The transcript has 2 exons. The record is from RefSeq and is a predicted model, not a curated record. Gene Ontology annotation, molecular function: alpha1-adrenergic receptor activity. Gene Ontology annotation, biological process: regulation of cardiac muscle contraction; regulation of vasoconstriction; adenylate cyclase-activating adrenergic receptor signaling pathway.